Molecule: messenger RNA, 5923 nt
Organism: Centropristis striata (black sea bass)
Lineage: Eukaryota; Metazoa; Chordata; Actinopteri; Perciformes; Serranidae
Gene: usp47
Product: ubiquitin specific peptidase 47
Exons: 28
Coding region: 252-4394 (1380 amino acids)
Biological process (GO): protein deubiquitination
Cellular component (GO): cytosol; nucleus
Molecular function (GO): protein binding; cysteine-type deubiquitinase activity; cysteine-type endopeptidase activity
Source: RefSeq, a predicted model, not a curated record
AUAGAGAUCUAUGGUGACGCCAGUGAAGUCUCGCAGUAAAACACCGGCCAUCUUUCUCCGUGUUCAGCAGCAGGACACUUUGUAACCGAGAGUGCUGCGAUCACUUUGAUAAGCUUUACAAGUUUUGGCAAGUUUAAUUUAGUUAUCCAAGCAACCAAACUUGCAACAAACAGGAACACAAACCAUGUUUGUGAAGUUCCUCCGCUGACAUCCUGCCUGUCUGUCCGUGUAGAUGCUCUGACGGUCUGAACAUGGAGAUGGUGCCCAGCGAGGAGAACCAGUUCGUUCCCAGAGAGAUUCAGAAUGCAGCCGAGGAGCCCAGAGUGCUGUGUAUCAUUCAGGACAUCACCAGUGCGAAGACGGUGAAUGAGAGGCUGACGCUCAACCUGCCUGCCUCCACCACGCUCUCCAAGCUCUAUGAAGAUGUUGCACACAAAGCGGGAUAUGUCAAAGCCACUUUUGAACUUGCAUGGGGGAAUACAACGGACAUGGCACCACUGGACCACAGCAGUGAGAUGUUCCUCUCAGAUUCUGGGUUUGAGCCCGGCGGUAAGAGGAAUUUCCUGCAGCUAACGGACAAAGAUGGAGAGCAGCCUCAGAUUGCUUCGGAUGAGUCAGGAACAGCAGAGAGCAGCGGACUGGACGACAGCUCCCAGGAGCGCUUCAUCGGGCCGCUGCCCAGAGACGGCAGCGCCGGCUGCAGCGGUGACUACAGCAGUCCGUCUUACUCCUACUCAUCCAUCCUCAACAAGUCUGAAACAGGGUAUGUGGGCCUGGUCAACCAAGCUAUGACCUGCUAUCUGAACAGUCUUCUACAAACGCUGUUCAUGACCCCGGAGUUCAGAAAUGCACUCUACAACUGGGAGUUUGAGGAGACUGAAGAGGACCCAGUGACCAGUAUACCCUACCAGCUGCAGAGGCUGUUUGUCCUGCUGCAGACGAGUAAGAAACGGGCCAUCGAGACCACCGACGUGACGCGUAGCUUCGGCUGGGACAGCAGUGAAGCUUGGCAGCAGCAUGAUGUCCAGGAGCUGUGCAGGGUCAUGUUUGAUGCCCUGGAGCAGAAGUGGAAGCAGACAGAGCAGGCUGACCUGAUCAACCAGCUGUACCAGGGCAAGCUGAAGGAUUAUGUGCGCUGUCUGGAGUGUGGCUACGAGAGCUGGAGGAUCGAUACGUACCUGGACAUCCCUCUGGUGAUCAGACCCUUUGGAGCCAGCCAGGCCUACGGCAGUGUGGAAGAGGCCUUGCAGGCAUUCAUCCAACCAGAAACUCUGGACGGGCCCAAUCAAUACUUCUGUGAGCGCUGCAAAAAGAAAUGUGACGCCCGGAAGGGUCUGAGAUUUCUGCACUUUCCGUACCUGCUGACGCUCCAGCUGAAGCGCUUUGACUUCGACUACACCACUAUGCAUCGCAUCAAGCUGAACGACCGCAUGACGUUCCCCGAGGAGCUGGACAUGAGUCCAUUCAUCGAUGUGGAAGACGAGAAGUCGCCUCAGACAGAGAGCUGCACUGACAGCGGAGCAGAGAAUGAAGGCAGCUGCCACAGCGACCAGAUGAGCAACGACUUCUCCACCGAUGACUGUGUGGAUGAGGGAAUCUGCCUGGACAGCACCGGCAGCACAGAGAGGGUGCUGAAGCCAAAGAGUUUGUUGACCUUUGAGCUGUUCUCCGUCAUGGUCCAUUCUGGCAGCGCUGCGGGUGGCCACUACUACGCCUGCAUCAAAUCCUUCAGUGACGGCCAGUGGUACAGCUUCAAUGAUCAGCAUGUUAGCAAGAUCACCCAAGAUGAUAUCAGGAAGACAUACGGGGGUUCCUCAGGGAGCAGAGGCUAUUACUCCAGUGCCUUUGCAAGCUCUACAAAUGCAUAUAUGCUGAUUUAUAGAUUGAAAGAUUCCUCAAGGAAUGCAAAGUAUUUAGCUGCAGAAGACUUCCCCGAGCACAUAAAGAGUUUGGUUCAGAAGGAGAAAGAGUCUGAAGAGCAGGAAAAGCGACAGAGGGAGAUCGAGCGCAACACUUGCAAGAUCAAGCUUUUCUGCAUGCAUCCUGUAAAGAUGAUGAUGGAGAGCAAGCUGGAAGUGCACAAGGACAAAACUCUGAGAGAAGCAACAGAAAUGGCCUACAAGCUGAUGGAGCUGGAGGGCACAGUGUCUCUGGACUGCUGCCGCUUGGUGAAGUACGACGAGUUCCACGAAUACCUGGAGCGCUCCUACGAAGGCGAGGAGGACACGCCGAUGGGCCUCCUGCUGGGAGGAGUCAAGUCUUCUUACAUGUUCGACCUGCUGCUGGAGACUCGCAAACCAGAGCAAGUCUUCCAGCCGUACAAACCUGGAGAGGUGAUGGUGAAGGUUCAUGUUGUGGAUCUGAAGAGUGAGACCAUCGCCACUCCAAUCAGCGUUCGGGCGUACUUGAACCAGACGAUCACUGAAUUCAAACAGCUUAUUGCACAGGCUACGGGGCUUUCUGCAGAAACCAUGCGUGUGGUCCUGGAGCGCUGCUAUAACGACCUCCGACUCCUCUAUGUUCCCAACAAGACACUGAAAGCUGAGGGAUUCUUCAGGAGUAACAAGGUUUUUGUGGAGAGCUCCGAGUCGACGGAUCACCAGGUGGCGUUCACUGACUCGCUCUUGUGGAAACUGUUGGAUCGUCACGGGAACACGAUCCGGCUCUUGGUCCUGCUGCCUGAGCAGUCUCCUGGCACCUUGGCCAACAGAACUCUUUGCCAAAAAGUAGGCGGUGACUCUGACGCGCCCUGUGAGGGUUCAAAGGGUAACAGAAAGUCUGUAGAGGCGAUCCUCGAGGAGAGCACUGAAAAGUUAAAGAAUCUGUCUCUGCAGCAACAACAACAACAGCAACAACAACAACAGCAGCAGCAGCAGCAGCAGCAGCAGCAGGGCUCCAGCCCCAGUGACAGCCAGAAAAGCUCUGACGCCAGCGACUUUGAACAUAUCGAGUCCCCGACCCAAGAGGCCGACUCCAACUCUUCCCUCUGUGUGGCUGCAGACAACAGAGAGCUGGAGAACCGGAUCAGGGGAACAGCCGGAGGCAGCAGCGGCGCCUCCUCCGACCCCGAGAACCACUUCGCCGGCGAGGAGCGUUCAGACUCUGAGGUGAACAACGACCGCAGCACCAGCUCGGUGGACAGCGACAUCCUGAGCUCCAGCCACAGCAGCGACACGCUCUGCAACGCGGACAGCGGGCCCAUCCAGCUGGCCAACGGCCUGGACUCACACAGCAUCACAAGCAGCCGCCGCUCUAAAGCCCACGAGGGCAAAAAGGAGACAUGGGACACCGCAGAGGAAGACUCCGGGACAGACAGCGAGUACGACGACAACGGGAAGAGCAAGGCCGAGGCUCAGUACCUCUACUUCAGAACAGAGCCCUGUUCUCAGGAUGACUCCUCGGCAGACGCACAAAAAUGUUUAGUGGUUCACGUGGACAAGAGAAUAACACUAGCAGCGUUUAAACAGAACCUGGAGCCCUACGUGGGCGUCACCUCCACCCAGUUCAAGGUGUUCCGGGUCUACGCCAACAACCAGGAGUUUGAGAGCGUCCGGCUCAAUGAAACUCUCUCAUCGUUCUCUGACGACAACAAGAUAACUAUCCGACUAGGAAGAGCACUGAAAAAGGGUGAAUACAGAGUGAAAGUGUAUCAACUACUGGUGAAUGAAGCUGAGCCCUGUAAGUUCCUGGUGGACACGGUGUUUGCUAAGGGAAUGACUGUGAGACAGUCUAAAGAGGAGCUGCUCCCUCAGCUCAAAGAGCAGUGCAAGCUGGACCUCAGCAUCGACAGUGUUCGUCUCAGGAAAAAGACAUGGAAGAACCCCGGCACGGUGUUCCUGGACUACCAUGUUUAUGAAGAAGACAUCAGCAUCUCCUCCAACUGGGAAGUUUUCCUGGAAGUUCUCAAAGAACCAGAGAAGAUGAAGUCCAUGUCUCAGCUGGCGGUCCUGACCCGCAGAUGGAGCCCCGCCACCAUGAAGCUGGGACCCUUCCAGGAAGUGAUCCUAGAGAGCAGCAGUGUGGAAGAACUCAAAGAGAAGCUCAGUGAAAUGAGUGAGAUUCCUCUUGAAAACCUGGAGUUUGCAAAGGGUAGAGGAACAUUUCCUUGUGAUAUUUCCGUGUUGGAGAUCCAUCAGGAUCUGGACUGGAACCCUAAAGUGUCGACUCUCAACGUGUGGCCUCUGUACAUCUGUGAUGACGGAGCUGUCGUCUUCUACAGGGACAGCAGCGAGGAGCCGAUGGAGCUGUCGGAGGAGGAGCGCAACGAGCUGAUGAAGAAGGAGAGCAGCCGCCUGCUGAAGACGGGACACCGCGUCAGCUACUCGCCGCGCAAAGAGAAAGCCCUGAAGAUCUACCUGGACGGGGGCCCUGCCAAGGACCCGGGGCAGGACUGAGGCCCCCCUCCCCCCACCGCCGCUCCUCGUUCUCCGGAUGGUCCGGCUGCUGCAGCGGAGCCUCCGGGCUGCAGGACUCCAGCUGAGCGUCGGGCCUGAUCGUUACUUGAACAUCAAGCAGCGCUGUGAGGCUGACCAGCUCUCUCUCUCCACUCUGAGCCCCGGGACCGGCUCACAAACCCUAUAGUGCACUAUAGUGUAUUGUACUGUAAAGUUUAAAGGGAAGUACAAAAAGCUAUUGAAUACAGAGAAAAAAUAAGAAUCAAAUACUGUAUAGACAAAUCAAUUGAAGGUAAAAAGCUCCAGAGAUGGAUGAUGUUAGGACUGUGUCCAUCCUGUCUAUUUAAGUCUCCUUCCACUCUCCAUCUUUCACUCUCCUCUCUGUCACUUCCUGUUUCAGGAAAAGUGUCGACUCUGAUUCAUCUGUGACCAUCUUGUAAGUCCAUAUGCUCACGCCGCCCCGAGCAGCAUUGCUCUAUUACAAAAAUACUCAUUUCCAUCUCCCAUUGCUCCUCAACCUUCCCUUUUUAAACACUUUAAAAAAAAACAACAGCACACACAACAAAAGGACUAUUUACCCUCAGCCUCCCCUCUUCUUCUAAAGAGGCAAACCUCACUCUCUCAGUGACUUUGACAGCAUCAUUUCACAAGAUGUGAUGAAUCAAACGAGAAAAAAAAAAAGCAACAAUUACGAAUUUGUAAACAGGAAGUGGUUUCUGUUCUGAUGCUCCUCUUCUAGCCAGAGUCGUCCUUACUGCUGCUCUUUGUGCUUUAUAUAGGGGCUUUACCUCUGUUACAUCACUUCCACUAGAUUUAAUGAUGCAUAGACUAUUGGUCCUUUAAGUACAAUUAAACAAAAACCAAGUAGGCUAUGUUAAGAAUCUCCUUUGUUUUGUUUCCGUUUGUUGUAAAUUAUUCUUUUGCUCCCAGACGUAAUCAUUCAGUUAGGUCUUGUGAAGCACCAGGCAGUCACACAUCUGAUGUCUGUAUUAACCUUUGAUUUAGAAAAGUGGAUUUCUUUUGUCUGUUUUUUCUUUUUUUUUUUUGCACCAUGUGAACUGGGUGUACAUCUCUAGUGUCAUCCGUGAGUGUGUGUGUGUGUGUGUGUGUGUGUGUGUGCUGUUGUACUGAGGGGAGGGAGCUCUCUCUGGGGUUUUGGCUGAGAGCACAAGGUUGUUUUUGGCGCUUCUACCUGCUGCUGCUUGAUAGACUGACACCAGAGGGUGUAGAAAGCAUGCUGGACUUUAUUGGGUCCGCUCGGGCAAACUGGUCUGAGGACUUGAAGCUCGGCAUCCCGGGACCGUCUGGGCUCCUGAUGCUGCCACCAGCUGUUCACUGUAGAAAUGCCAAUAUCUUUUCUUUUUUUUUUUUUUUCUUUGUUUUGUUGUUGAUGUUUAUUUCUUUGAGAUUUAAAUCCUGUGUGAAAAUAGUUUAAGAUGAUUUUAGAAAUGAAUUAAAAUGCUUUUUUUUUUUCUUUUCAUAAAUGCAGUUUUCUGUCACUGUCAUUAAAAUAGCUUAAUUUAACUAAA